AUGUCCUACUUCUGGCACGAGCCAUACUGGCUGCCGAGAAACGUCACUUGGCCAGAAGUCCCAUCGAAAUUCGCCGAUUUGCUGGUCCCGAUCUAUUUGGCGAUUCCAUUGGUUAUUAUUAGAAUCAUCUGGGAAUCAACCGUCGGCGUCACCUAUCUCUAUUUUCGAACGAAUGCAUAUGCAUCGAGGAAGAAUAUCACACUUUUGGGAUGUAUGUGGGAACACAUGACGGGCGGUUUCGCGAGCCUCUCCCGUGCCAAGAAGAUUCUGGAAUGUUUCUGGAGAUUCAGUUAUUACACAUUCGCCUUCCUCUAUGGAUUGUAUGUGAUGAUCGAUGCGUCGUGGUUGUAUGAUGUGAAACAGUGCUGGAUUGGUUAUCCAUUUCAUCCCGUUCCAAACACAAUUUGGUGGUACUACAUGAUUGAGACUGGUUUCUACUAUUCGCUGCUCAUCGGCUCGUAUUUCGACGUCCGUCGUUCAGACUUCUGGCAGCUGUGGUCCAUCACAGUCGGAACACUGAUUCUCCUCUCCCAUGACGUGUCGGACGUCUUCCUGGAGGGUGGAAAAUUGGUCAGAUAUGAUGCCCAUAACAAGAAUAUGACAAACUUCAUGUUUGUCCUUUUCUUCACUUCCUGGGUCCUCACCCGCCUUAUCUAUUAUCCAUUCGUCGUUAUUCGAUCAGCGGUCACUGAAGCGGCCGCUCUGAUUCAACCGGAUUAUGUCAUUUGGGAUAUGGGAUUGAGCCCACCAUACGCUCCCCGACUCAUCGUCUUCGCUCUCAUCGCUCUGUUCUUUUUGCACAUCUUCUGGACAUUUAUCAUUCUUCGCAUCGUCAUCCGCACGACAACUGGAGGACAGGCGAAAGACGUCAGAUCGGAUUCCGAUUCGGACUACGAUGAGGAAGAAAUGGCGAGACGAGAGAGGACUCGUCUCUUGAAAAAGAAGAAGAAUAAGGUUUCUCCUGUGACCGAUCACGACGACAGCGAUGAGGAAGAAGAGGCGAAGGCCGACGGAAAAGCACGUCAUCGUAGAGCUCCACGCAAGGAAUAG
Molecule: messenger RNA, 1050 nt
Organism: Caenorhabditis briggsae
Lineage: Eukaryota; Metazoa; Nematoda; Chromadorea; Rhabditida; Rhabditidae
Gene: Cbr-hyl-1
Product: Protein CBR-HYL-1
Exons: 7
Coding region: 1-1050 (349 amino acids)
Biological process (GO): ceramide biosynthetic process
Cellular component (GO): membrane
Molecular function (GO): sphingosine N-acyltransferase activity
Source: RefSeq, a predicted model, not a curated record